ACCCUUUUUGAAACCGCUUAAGUUUCCCGCACUCUCUUACCCUCACUCAGCGCUCUCUUCAGUGCAUUGCGGUCCCGUUUCAAAAACCCUAGCGCCACAACAACGCCCAAUUCAAUUCAAUCAAUCAAUCAAUCCGAGAGAGUGAAUAUAUAUAUAGAGAGAGAUCUGCACUUCAAAGUAGUAGUAGUAGCAGCAGCAGUUCCCACAAUAAAAAAUGGAUUCGAAGGUCGACGAGGAUCACUGCAACACUGAAACCGAGGAAGGCAGCAACGCUCACCAGAAGAAGCGGUCGCGACGCGUGAGCUUCGCUGAGAUGACUUCAGUUCGCUUCUUCGACAGAGACGACGAGUUUGAUACCUCUUCGGACCCCAAACCUAACUCCGAAUCGGCACAAUCAAAUGAGGGCUUAGCCGACGGCCACAAUGAAGAAGAGGAGGAAGACGAUGACGAUGAACUCGAUGCCGCGAGGUCUUUCUUGCGACCAAUGGAGUCCCCUUCUCCUGGAAGUACAUUUGGUUCCGCCACAUCCAAUGAUGAAGACAAUUUUUUUGGCCCUGUAUCAGCUAGUUUUAUCAGACCUGGACGUUUAUCAGAUUCUGCAGCUUCAGAUGAAAACCAUGAUAUUACCAUGGAUUCAACAGCUUUCUCAAUGCAUUUUCGUAGCCUGGCAAGGUCAGACUCAGGUGGGGACUUGAAAACCCCAACAGGUGUUCAUCUUUAUUUUGAAGAGAAAACCCCAACACAGAACAUUGUCUCCACCGAUCUAGGGAGUUCCAUGGUAUUGACUGUAGCUAAGGAGCCAAUUUCCAUAUCUUCUACAUUUGUUGAUAAGUUAAGUGGUGAUAUGAGUCUUGUUGAAGAAAACCCACAUAAGUAUGACUAUGGGAGACUAUCUCCUGGAUUGGAUGCACUCUUGGCUGAAGGAAGUAAGGACUUGCAUACUGUUUCAGUCUCUGAUAAUAUCACUAUUUCCAAGUCACCAAUAAACAUGAAAAGCAGGUUGUUGCCGUCAAAGACGCAUGGUGGCCCCGUGGAACCUAUUGAUAGUAUAUAUAAAGAAAUGGACCCCAUUGAUACUCAUGAUACGCUGGCUGAAGCAGUCCCUUUUGAUGUCUCUAUUGAUAAGAAAAACUGGUCUCCUAAUGAGUUGACUAAAGGCCUGCUGUCUGGUAAGAGUAAGGAGUCAGAUGCUGUGGAAAUAAGGAGGCCCAAUUUGGAUUUUGAUGCUGUUAAUUGUGGCACCCCAUCAAAUCUAGAUAAUAGAGUUAGUCUGCUAAAUGUGAGUGCACUGCGUGAAUGUGAAUCCCCAUUGGCAGGGUCAAUGUCCUCGUUAUGUGCUAAACAAAGGCAAAUAGUUUUGGGUAGUGCUAGUCCAUCCAAAAGCCUACAGAUUACUACUCCUUCCCCAAAGCAACCAGGUUCAUUUGCAAGAGAUGAAAUAAGAAAACACGGUGAGAGUGUGUCAUCCAUUCAGAAAAGCAUGUCUAAACUCAAAAUGCUGGAGGCUUCUCCGUUUUCCUCAACUCUCAAACUUAAUAUUGAUUCAACACUCAUAUCGUCAGAGUACCUUUCUAAGACUACUAGGUACAAUACUGUACUAGAUAGAAACAUAGAAGAUGCUCAAACCAAAUGUGUGGAUGCUUCAGUUGCUUGUGAAGAUCAAUAUGAUGAUAUGCAGAAAGUGGCAGAAUUGUUUACUCAAAGUCCCUUAAGGAAAGAGAUCUCUAAUGCGACACAUAAUGACAGGUUGCAUUCAUUUGUUGUGGAAAAUGUACUUUCUGCACCGAAAAGAAAAAGGGAAGAUGUGAUACCCAGGGGCAGUGAUUUUUUGGAUGAAAUUACCAGGAACCAGAGGAGUCCAAAACUUCAUAAAAGUGAGAGUUGUGAUUCGGAAUUCUUGUCAAAUCAUCGUAACGAAUGUAACACUGAAACAUCUACUGUGGGAUGUAAGGCAAGAUUGGUGGAUUGGGCUGAUGUCUUCUCAAAUUUCAAAGCAGAUACAAAACAAUUGAUUUCUCCAUCAAUUGAUAAGCUUAAUUUAAAAGCGAUUGGUGUGCUGGAAGACGUUUUGGAGAACCUGCGGAGGUUGCAAAUGUAUGAGAUGCUUUGCACUGAAAUCCAUUCUCAGAAAUCAUUUGAGAAUCUCAGUAAUUUUAAAAACAAAAGGGUAGCGGAAAUGAGACUGUUGUUGCAUAGAUUUGUGCAUGAACAGGCAAAGUUGCAGUUUAUGUCAGUGAAGCGAGAGAGAUUAAUGAAAAAAGUACAAUUACUGAGCUCUGUAAUUCAGGAAUCUCAAAUGUUAAAGUUGAAUUCUCUGCCACGUCUAUCUGUACCAUGUGCAAAAGAUGCUCAAGUUGAUCAUAGUCAUUGCCAGUCAGUUAAUUUCGAUGGCACACAAGAGGAAGAGGUGGUUGGUGACAAAGUAACUGCGUUGAGGCUGGUAUUGGAGGCUUCCGAAAGAAAAGUUAUAAGCUUAACCAAAUCUUUUCACACUUCUUGUAAGAUGAAGGGAGAACCCAGCUGUGGUGACACAAUGUUAUUGGUUAAUGAUCAUUUGAAGAAGAAAGCUUGUUGCCGGUUUAUACGCUUGGAUUUGCAGUCGUGGGAAGUUGCUAAUCUGGAGAGUACGGGUGGUCAUCAUAAUAUUGUUCUCAACUACCUUGGCUUCAUUAUUCAGUGCUUCACAAUAAAUGUUGGUUCAGUUUCAAGCAUAGUCAUUUCAAAUAAGUUGAAUGAUGCAAACAUCUUGAAGAGUUUCCCAAAUAUGGAUGUUUGCACUGCUUUUGCAUUUGCGUUUAAUGCGAACACCACUCAGAACUAUGUUGGUUCUAGAAGUUUUACUCAAGAAACACAAAUAACUAGUUCAGUUUUAGGUAAUUUGUUGGAUGUUGUUGAGGAGGUACAGGUAGCACGUGUUGAGCUUCAAAAUCUGACCUACUCAAGUUUUCAUUCUCCAUCUGUUGAGCAGCUUGAACUACAUCUUCACUUCAUCGAUUUUAGCAGUAGUAGAAAGGUGGCAUUGAUUCUUGACAUGUCAUGUUUAAAAUGGGGUAUAUAUCCUUCAGAGAUUAUACCAUCUCAGUUGGAGAGUCCAUCCAACGUGUCACAAAAAUCACUGCCUGAACCACUCUCAGCUGAAAUUAUAGCUGCAAUUCAAAGCAUCAGAGUUGGAUAUGCGAGGAUUAUAAGUCUUUGUAGGUGUGUUUCCUUCAAACUUGGAGCGGGUAAACAGCUAUUAUAGAGAAAAAGGUGUAAUAAAUGAAACCACUAACAAUUUGAGGGUUUGCCUACAUUGCCAGUGUGGAAAUCUGUUGGUACAGUGUAAAUCAUAAAAUGCAGGUGAUCUUAUGUGCUAAUGUAAUUUUUAUCCAAAGAUAUACUACUGCCCGUGGUUUCAGACUUGUGCUUUUCACUGGAGUGUAUAGAAUCCGAAGCAGUUUGUUGCUGA
Molecule: messenger RNA, 3448 nt
Organism: Camellia sinensis
Lineage: Eukaryota; Viridiplantae; Streptophyta; Magnoliopsida; Ericales; Theaceae
Source: RefSeq, a predicted model, not a curated record